AUGUCGGGACGAUCAGUGACGAGGGAGAUGAAUUUUUCUGAGGCAGAAAGAGCUCCGUCGGAAGAAAACCAGAGGGCUCAGGCCCAGGAGCGUGCCCAAGAUGCCCUCCCAAGUGACGGAGAUGAAAUGGUGUUGUGCUAUCAGUUCUGUAGAGGUGUGGACAGAGCUGCUGUACCUCCACUCCAGGGUCCCUUUUCCGUUGAGGAGCUGGCUGUGAAAUUCACGGAGGCAGAGUGGGCCCUGCUGGAUCCGGACCAAAGAGAUCUUCACAGGGAAGUUAUGCUGGAGGCCUACAAGGCUGUGGCUUCUUUGGGGAACGAUCAGAGGAACGAGGAAGAUGAGGAACUUUGCCAUCUAUUGACAGAUGUAGCCGAGAAUGAAGACUUGAGCGGAGACUUCGGGAAUCAAGGCAGCGGUCAGAGGCAAAAAGGAAGCCACACGACUGAGAAGACGGAUCAAACCAUUCCUUAUCAAGGAGGGGAUUUCCGUGAAGUAAAUCUCCACGAAGCUGAGGGAACAUACAAGUGUUUGGAGUGUGCAAUGAACUUCUCAGAUCAAACUCAAUAUAAUACCCAUUUUCAAAUGCACAGUGAAAAGAAGAUCCAUCAAUGCCUGGAAUGUGGAAAGAACUGUCUUUGUAGAGCAGAACAAAUUAGACAUCUAAGAACACACUCAAGAGAGAAAUGUUAUAAUAGUUCACACUGUGGCAGUGGGAUCUUAGAGAAAUCGGACUGUGUUCAUUCAGAAGAGAAAUCAUUUAUCUCCUCAGAGGGUGCAAUGACAUUCUCUGAUGGAAAAAAGGGUAAUAUACAUUUCCCAGAGCCCAGCAUAAUGAAGGCCCAUAAAUCUUUUAGGUGUGGAAAGGACUUCAUUUACAGAUCGCAGCUUCUCGUGCACCAAAGAAUCCACACAGGGGAGAAAUCUUCUGACUGCACAGAGGGUGGAAAGAGGUUGAGUCAGAGUGGUAUUCUUCAAGAAUAUCUAAGAGCCCACAAAGAGUACAAAUCUUUUGAAUGCUCAGAAUGUGGAAAGAAAUUCAGUGGAAGUAGCCCUCUUAUACGUCACAUGAGGAUCCACACAGGGGAGAAACCUUUUGAAUGCACUAAGUGUGGAAAGAAAUUCAGUCGGAGUGGCAAUCUCAUACUUCAUCAAAGAACUCACACGGGGGAGAAACCUUUUGAAUGCUUGGAGUGUGGAAAGAGAUUCAGUCAGAGCAGUGCUCUUCACCAGCACCUAAGAACCCACACAGGGGAGAAACCUUUUGAAUGCUCAGAGUGUGGAAAGAGAUUCAGUCAGAGCCGUGUUCUUCACCAGCAUCAAAGAAUCCACACAGGGGAGAAACCUUUUGAAUGCUCAGUGUGUGGGAAGAAACUCAGUUGGAGUGGUGAGCUUAAACGGCACCAGAGAAUUCACACAGGGGAGAAACCUUUUGAAUGUUCAGAAUGUGGAAAGAGAUUCACCUUGAGAGACCAACUUCAACAGCAUCUAAGAACACACACAGGAGAGAAACCUUUUGAAUGCUCAAUGUGUGGAAAGAGAUUCAGUCAGAUUGGCCAUCUUCAACAGCAUCUAAGAACCCAUACUGGGGAGAAACCUUUUGAAUGCUCUGAGUGUGGAAAGAGAUUCAGGUUGAAUGGCAGUCUUCAGCGGCAUCUAAGAACCCAUACAGGGGAGAAACCUUUUGAAUGUCCAGAGUGUGGAAAGAAAUUCAGCGAGAGUGACAGUUUUCAACGGCAUCAAAGGACCCACACAGGGGAGAAACCUUUUGAAUGCUCAGAAUGCGGUAAGAGAUUCAGUGCAAGUGACAGUCUUCAGCAGCACCAAAGAAUCCACACAGGGGAGAAACCUUUUGAAUGCUCAGAGUGUGGAAGGAGAUUCACUUGGAACAGAAGUUUUCAAAGACAUCUCCGAAUCCAUUUCGCUACUUAG
Heteronotia binoei (common prickly gecko) is the source of this 1929-nucleotide messenger RNA. Its product is annotated as gastrula zinc finger protein XlCGF57.1-like. Lineage: Eukaryota; Metazoa; Chordata; Lepidosauria; Squamata; Gekkonidae. The record is from RefSeq and is a predicted model, not a curated record. The coding region runs from base 1 to 1929 and encodes 642 amino acids. Gene Ontology annotation, biological process: regulation of transcription by RNA polymerase II. The transcript is spliced from 4 exons. Gene Ontology annotation, molecular function: DNA-binding transcription factor activity, RNA polymerase II-specific; RNA polymerase II transcription regulatory region sequence-specific DNA binding. Gene Ontology annotation, cellular component: nucleus.